CUUCUUGAAGUACGACGUCGGUUCUUUUUGACGCUCCAUUUACUUGGUGAUGGUAGUAAAUUUGGUGGAAGUAAUUCAGUUUUUUGUUCCGUUAAUGGAAGAACAAAUUUCCUGUCAACGUAUUUCGCAUAAAUCCAUUUCUUUCUAACUUCAUCAUCACAAUUUUCAGUAGCUCGCUCAAUAUCACUCAAAAUUUCAUCGUAUGUCGCCUCAUAAAUCUUAUUAACAACUUCAUUUCCCAAUUCGGUCAUGACGCGAAGAAUUUCUGGCUCCCAAACGUCUAAUGUAAGACUUCGAACCUUUGAGUAGUGUACGCCUAAUGAUCUAUGAACUCCUGAACAUGCUAUGCAUAAUGUAAUGCCCAAAUUUAUAGACGCCCAUUUUGGAUCGUUAUUUCCACAGUCAGCACAUCUCAUAUUUCCUGGAAUCAAGAGCAUUUGCUUCCAAUUUAUUCUCUUUUCUUUGGUUUUACUCGACGAUGGUGUCGUAGCUGAAGAAGAACUUGAUAUACUGGAAGUACUAGCACACAUAUGUUGAGAGUAUCUGCUGUUAUUCUGUAUAGCAUUACCAAUUGCUGAUUGAAGCGCCUGUAUCCAGUCUUGAUAGUGUGUCUCAGUAUCAGCUUGAAGGAUAUGAUUUUUAGUCGGCGAAAUGACUUCAAAGCAGAAUCUCCGAUCGGCAUCAAAUAAUGGCCUGACAGCACAUAACUUUAAGUCAUCUUCCAUAACUGUCGGCAGUUCUUCACCCGAACGCUUUCGAUAAUAAAGCUUGUUAUCUUUCAUGUAGAACCAUCGUCUAUUCCAUGUCUUAAAUGCAUUUGAUGUCCUUUUAAAUAAAUAUCCUUCCAUUUGUUUCACAGCACCUUUCGAGUCAUCUCCAUCCUUAUUCUUUUCUUCCUUUGAAUAUCCAUUUACAUAAUUAUGUCGCUUUUGCAUCUCCUUCUCUAGUACCGCAUAAUCAGCUCUCAUGCUAUUAACUUCUUCAUCCAAUUCCUUGAAUAAAUAAGUAUCAUAAUCUUGACAUAAAUCACUGCCUUGAUGAAAGUACGUAGAACAUGCAGAUACAUAACUCAAAAGAGUUGAUAGAAUUUCUGGUCUUUUUUUACGCUGUAAUAAUGUGAUAUAAUUGACAUAGUCAAGUGCUGAAUGUUGAAAUUGUGAUUUUGUCGAGCACACAUAAUUCUCAGCUUCAACAAUCUCUUGUGGACGACUCUUAUUUACUUGUGAGUUCUUGUUUAAUGCACCAUCGAAAUUUUCUGAGACUUUCAUGAAUAUUUGCUUAUAGUCCUUAACUUCUCGAAUGUCUUUUUUAAUAAAAUUUGAAAUAUUUUUUAGGACUGUCUUCGAGCAUUGUUCGAGGAGAAUGUUAUGGAAUUUAUUCAUUUCUUGAAGACAAUGAAUGAUUUUUGUCAGAGCAUCUUUGUCGUCUGGAAAAUGCUUUUGAAGUUCCCAUAACGAUGUCGCAAAUGCACUGUCAAAAAAAAUUCAAAUUCUAUGUUAAAAACAUUAACGGCUGUGAAUAUUUCAAAAUUGAGCAACAAAAGCAAACUCAGCAUUACACCACUCCAAUUACUAAUUGAUUCAAUCAUAUUCUCUUGCUGUAGAGAGUGAAAUUUUUUUUGGAAUCUCAUUUUUAGUGUAAAUAGGAUUAAUGUGAUACCAAAAAUAUCACAAUUCUUUCGAUUUAUGUUCAUACAUCAUAAGUUUAUUCAGUUAUAAAUCUCUUUAAGUUGAACCUUACGUCUCAUUUUUCUACAUGAAUUUUGUUGUGUGACUUAAGAGAAUCAAGAAGAUACGAACAAAAAAUUUAAGUGUUGAUUAAUAAUGGGCAAUCACAACAAGAUUGUGUUUGUCACAUUAGCCUUAUGUCUCUUAAUAUUUAUACUACCUCACAAAGAAAUUAAUGCACAAACGACUAGCAAUUAUGAUCGUAAUAGGAUUGAUAGUGAUUUGAAUAAUCAGUAUGGACGAGGACGGUACAAUCAGCAACAACAACUACCAUUUAAUGGUCAAAGGAACAACGAUUCUCAGAGAAAUUUAAAUCCGACAAGAAAUCCAGCUGAUCCUAGUAGUUAUUUUGAUAAUAGUAAUCGAUAUACUUAUAAUCGUAAUCCAGCAUACUCAAAUUAUAAUUAUGGACAAUAUGGAGCAUUUGAUGAUCUUGAUCCAAAUCUCAUGUGUCCGGAACAUUGGAUUGCAUUUCGUCAAACAUGUAUGAGAUUUGUUCAAUCGCCCAGACGAACAUGGUAUGAGGCAAAGAAGAUUUGUAUUGCUGCCAAAGGAGAUUUGGUAAAUGUCGAUAAUCCCGAGAAGCUUGCUUUUUUAACACGUGAAUUGUAUUUGAAAAAUCAAGUACAGAACAGAUAUUAUAUUUCGGCAAGAAUGACAUCGCCCGGAAAUUGGGUCAACGAUGACAGUAGUGCUUUCUACUUUACAGAGGAGAUGUUCUCAUAUGAGGAAACAGAAAUCGACCGAGAACAAAAUAUUGAAUAUUUAAACAACAAUCAACUUUACAUCGCACAGAGGAAUCAGUUUGGAAAUUUCAAUAACUUGAAUCGACAAAGUCCUAAUACAUAUAAUGUUUACGACAAUCGUUUAUUGCAAAAAGACAGAGUAGUAUUUGGUUAUUCCUUCGAGAAAAGCAGAUGGAUGUACAUGCCAACGUAUGAUUUUGAAAAUAAUUUAUUCAUAUGUGAAUCUCAACAGCUUUAUAGCGUAGACAAUAUUAAUGCACAUGCAGAUAGUAAGCGUGAAAUCGACUAUGGAGUGGAAGUAAUUGAUCCAUUAAAACUUGAACGUGGCCCUUAUUUCAUAAAACAGCCAAAGGAUACAACUUAUGAUACAGGAAAGCGUCGUGUUACAAAUGAUGUUUCUAUUCAGUGCUUAGCUGGCGGAUAUCCAACACCAACAUACAGUUGGUACAAGGAACUAUAUAUUAAUGAUACCCUGAACUUUACAAAAAUAGAUCCUCUGCUGGAUAAUAGAUACACUAUUAGUGGUGGAAAUUUAAUCAUCUACAGUCCAGAUCAAUCUAAGGAUCAAGGGACAUAUCAUUGUGUUGCUAGCAACAAGUAUGGCAAAGUUGUAUCAGAGAGUGUUCAAUUGAAUUUCGGUUACAUCCUUGAAUUUAACUUGAAACGUUCUCCUGAGAUUGGUGAUGUCAAUUGGGGAAAAACUCUCUUCUGUGAUCCACCAAGUCAUUACCCAAAUGUUAAGUACUACUGGAGUCGUGAUUUCUUCCCAAACUUUGUUGAAGAAGAUACAAGAACAUUUGUCAGUUACGAUGGUGCUCUUUAUUUCUCAGCAUUAGAAUCAAUCGAUCGAGGCAACUAUUCAUGUACAGUCAUGAGUACUGUUAGUGACACUGGAAGAAAUGGACCUUUAUUUCCACUUGCUGUCAGACCACAUCCAAAUUUCCAAGCACUUAUUUUUGCCAACUCGUUUCCAAAAGUAUUUCCUGAUGCACCAAUUGCUGGCGAUGAAAUUCGUUUAGAAUGUAUUGCAUUUGGUUAUCCAGUUCCAGCAUACAACUGGACACGUAAAAAUUCUGAGCUACCCCGUCAUGCAUAUAUGAUGAAUUAUAACCGUGUUUUAGUUAUUCCAAAUGCAACUGUUAAUGAUAAUGGCGAAUAUGUUUGUACAGCAAGAAAUGACAAAAAAGCAAUACCAAAAUCCGUAAUGGUAAAUGUUCAAAUGAAGCCAAAUUUCACAAUUCCAUUGCGUGAUCAAAUUAAAGACUACAACUCUGAAGUAACAUUCAUAUGUGAAGCAAAUUCAAUUCCCGACUCUAAUUACACUUGGUACAAAAAUGCUGAAACAAUGGAUAGAGAGAAACUUGAUAAAGACAAGUACAUAAUACAGGACAAUAUAUUAACAAUCAAGUAUUUAGAUCCUGACAAGGAUAAUGGAAUGUAUCAGUGUAAAGCUACCAAUCAAUUGAAAGGAGUUUACUCAUCAGCAGAAUUGCGUGUUUUAUCAAUGGCUCCGACAUUUAAAAAACGACCAUUAGAAAGUGAAAUUUAUGCAGUUUCUGGAGGAAAUACUACGAUUAUCUGUAAUCCUGAAGCAGCACCACGACCAAAAUACCAAUGGAAAAAAGACGGAAACGUAAUUGGAGCUGGUGGACAUCGAAAGAUUCGUCCGGAUGGAACACUUGUCAUUGCACCAACAUCACGAGAUGAUGAAGGCAUUUACAGUUGUGUUGCCACAAAUGCAUAUGGAACAGAUGAGUCAAAAGCAAGAUUAAUUGUUCUGCAGGAAAUUCGAUUCUCACAACCUCUACAACCGCAGAUCUUAACUGAAAUUGGACGCUUCCUUUACAUGCGAUGUGAAAUUUAUUCUGACUUAAUUCUUGAUGUUGCAUUCGUUUGGACAUUCAAUGGAGAAGUUAUUCGUCCAUAUGAUCAUGAAGACUUUAGAAAUGACAGAGUUGAUAUCAAUUAUAAUGAAUUGACAAUAUCAAAUACAUCAUUACUUGAUUCUGGAUUUUAUGAAUGUAUCGCAAAAUCAGCUGUGAAUGAAAUUCGUUCAUCAACUCAGGUUAUUGUUCUUGGACCACCUGGAAUGCCUGGAGGUGUCAAAGUUAUCGAUAUUAAGAAAACAGAAGCAACUCUUGAAUGGAUCGAUGGAGCAGAUAAUGGUGGUAUUAUUUCAAACUAUAUUGUUUAUGCACGCACAAAUUGGAAUAAGACAUGGCAUCUUGUAAGUGAUCGUGUUGAUGCACGUGAAGUUGACCGUUAUACAGGUCGUAAAAGUGCAGACAUUGAAGGCUUAUCACCUUACUGUUCUUAUGAGUUUGCUGUGUCAGGUGUUAAUGGUUUUGGGGCGAGUCCAUUGUCCCUUCCAUCACCGUCGCACAAUACUUUACACGACAAACCAUACACUGCGCCAAUAAAUAUUGAUGGAGGUGGAGGAAAAAUUGGAGAUUUAGUUAUAACUUGGGAUGUUUUACCACCAGAAGAACAUAAUGCUCCAGGUAUUCAUUACAAAGUAUAUUAUCGUUUACACGGCAAAAAUGGAUCAUCGGAAUGGGCUGAAAAAAUAUAUAAGAAGGAAGGAAAUGUGGGAAAGGCCGUAAUCCAUUUCGAAAAACUUGAUCAUUAUUACACAAAGUAUGAUAUUAAAGUUCAAGCUAUUAAUGACAUCGGUACCGGUCCGGAAAGUAAUGUCAGUGUGAUUUAUUCAGCGGAAGAUAUGCCACAAGUUGCUCCGCAGCAAAUAUGGGCAAAGGGAUUUAACUCGACAGCAUUAAACGUUACAUGGAACGCAAUUGAUCAACGUCGUGAAAUGAUUCGCGGUAAAUUACUUGGACACAGAUUGAAGUAUUGGAAAAAGGAUCAUAAAGAAGAAGAUGCGAUUUAUUAUCUGUCGCGUAGCACGAAAAAUUGGGCAUUAAUUGUCGGUUUAGAACCUGAUACAUAUUACUGGGUGAAGGUUAUGGCUUAUAAUGCAGCUGGUGAAGGCCCCGAAAGUGAACGUUUCCUCGAAAGAACAUACAGAAAAGCUCCACAGAAACCACCAUCCUCUGUACACAUUUAUGGCAUUAAUCCGUCGACAAUUAAAGUUGUGUGGCGUUAUGUUUCACCAUCACAAGAAGAAGAACCUGUUGAGGGAUAUAAAAUUCGUAUAUGGGAUUCAGAUCAAGAUAUGGCAACAGCUAAUGAUACAGUUGUGCCACUGGGACGAAAGCUUGAAUACAUUGUUGACAACUUGACACCAGGAAAAAUGUAUAGACUCCGAGUACUAGCUUUCAGUAAUGGCGGUGAUGGACGAAUGUCUUCACCAACACACACAUUCCAAAUGGGUAUCACACAGUUGCCAUACAAUGCAGCAAGAAGUAUUCAGUUAGAUCAUUUGGUAGUUAUUGCCGUACUGUCAAUAAUUUACUUGUUUCAAAUGGCUUUAUAUUAGACAAAAAAAUCUCGACAUGUUUUAAGAAUACGAACUUUAUCAAGCUACUUGUUUAUUAACUUUUUUAUUUGUUAUAAAGACAGACAUAAGACAUAAAAUUGUAAGUACCAUAAAAAAAGAUUAAUUAGACGAUUAAUGACCCGAAGACAAUUCAUAACGAGAAGUUGUAUUUGUAAUAGAAUUUUGAUAUUUUUUAAACAAUAAAUUCCUCCCCUAUUGCUCUAUUUACACAAUUAUAAUAUAGAUAGAGAAUCUAUGACACUAAAGAAUACACAAUUAUAGCAUUUAUGUAGUUUGAAUCUCUCUCAUUAUUACAAAGCUAAUGCUUUAUUAAGAUCUGUAAACAUUCAAUGAAAAAAAAAAAAAAGAUCUGCUUUACAUUAAAAAUGUCGAAAAAAACGAAAAUUUAUCAUUCCGACAUUCCACAGUAUAUUGAGAAAUUUUUCUAUGAAGAUGAUUAAUUCAACAUACAUUGUUGCUUGUCUUUUAAAUUUAAAUUUCAAAAUGCAAAAAAUCUCAUCGAAGCAUAGAAACGAAGAAGAAUAAGAAGAGCAUUAGCUAUUUUGUUGUUAUAAUGACAUGACAUAAGUACAGUCAGUCAAGGCCUUUAAAAUCAUUCAGUUGAAAAUUUUAUUUUAUACCCAAAAAAGAGAGCAGCAUAGAAGAUAAUAUGAUAUUUUUAUACAAACACAAGAAGUGCAGGGAACGGAACUGCUUUUAGCUGACAUGAGUAAUUUUUUAAAAAAGCGUUAACAACAGUUUACAUUCCUUGUCGAUAAAAAUGCUUAUGCACAAUAAUCAUACAACAUAAAAUGCCUUUUAUAUCAGUAGAGAUUCUAUAUAAAUGAAUGAGAUAUAUUUUUACAAACACAUAAAAAGCGCCUUAUCAGUGCGAAAAAUUCGUCCAAUAGGUUUUAGGCUUUAGUUAAGUGAACAUUUUUUUAAAUGACGUAGAAUUUUUCUUAAUUCUCGAUAAUAUCGUUUGCAAACAAUUUUAGGAUUUAGUAAAAGAGAGUUUGUUCUUGAAUAUUUUUCUACAUUCCAAAAAGAAAUGAAAUUUGAAUUUUAUUGCUGACUUAUCGAAAAAGUUUUCCUUAUCUUAAACGUUUUUGUAAUGUUCUUAUAACUGGA
Messenger RNA from Chironomus riparius, 7040 nucleotides. The record is from the annotation of a GenBank genome assembly. NCBI's taxonomy places the organism in Eukaryota, Metazoa, Arthropoda, Insecta, Diptera, Chironomidae.